AUGGGAUUGGUACCAGAGUCUCUAUGGCCCACCGUCAUUGAGGUGUGGGUGGAAUAUGCCAUCGGCAUCCUCUUCCUGUUUCUCCGCGUCUUCAGUCGGUGCAAGAUGGUUGGUUGGAAAUGGCACGGCGACGAUUAUUUGGCUAUUGCAGCCAUUAUGUUCUUCACAUUUGAGGUCAUGAUGUGUCAGAUCAUUGUUGAAAAAGGAAGCAUUACUGGCAUGACAGAUGCAGUUGCCCUGACAUUGACUCCCGAAGAGUACAAGAGUCACGAGACCGGUGCCAAGUGGCUGUUCGCGGCGUGGUACAUGUACGUCAGCUUGAUCUGGAGUUUGAAGGGCAUCAUGCUGUUUUUCCUCUUCAGGGUCACCAAGUCUCUGCCCGAGGAACGCCUGGUCAAGGUAAUUUCUGUUAUCACCGUUGCCGCAUACUUGGCAACUCUUGCAGUCAUCACCGGUCACUGCCGCCCGAUCCACAGGCUUUGGCAGGUAUAUCCCUACGCCGGAGAUGAUUGUACCCAGAAUACGUCCAAGUACUACGCGCUGGUCACAACCAAUGUUUUGUAA
This is a messenger RNA of Colletotrichum navitas, 564 nucleotides long. RefSeq lists its product as uncharacterized. Bases 1 to 564 code for a protein of 187 amino acids. The transcript is spliced from 5 exons. The record is from RefSeq and is a predicted model, not a curated record. Lineage: Eukaryota; Fungi; Ascomycota; Sordariomycetes; Glomerellales; Glomerellaceae.